AUGCCCAGGUUUCAGCAACCAUGUUUCUAUUACUGGCAUUACCGGAGAAGACAAAGAAGCAGCAUUUCUCUCCUGCAGCAGACUUCUUCUACCGAAAAAGAUACAGACCAGGAAGAUGCAACCACCACAGAGCCAAAAGACACUUUUGAUGAUGAUGACGACGAAGAUGAAGAAGAAGAUUACACAGAACGAGAUGCUAUGCUAAUGGAACCUCCCAAACCAACCAAAAAGACAUCAAAACUAGAAGAGCGAACGCGUCGCUUCUUUCAAGAGGUUCCAUUCUCUUCGAAAGCGACUGGAAACAGUACGCUAAUUGCAGAAUCAGAUGAUCAUAACGCAGUGGAAAUCCCAGAACAACAACAUAAAGGGGCAAUAGAUGAGUACUUGAAAGAGGCUCAAUCUCUGGCGACAAUAUGGUCGUACAAACAGUCUCACAAAGGUGCUCUAAUGGUUGAAAGAAUCAUAAGGAGGGUGAUUCAAUCACAGGAUGAAGAGGAUGGUGGAGGUAUCGAAACCCUGGCGCAACAAUCAUCCAUAAAAGUGGCCCACGUAUACACCUGCGCCAUUCGAGGGUGGACAUUCAGUGGGGACAGAGGGAGUGCUGAGCGUGCAGAGGAGAUAUUGGAUACCAUGCAACAAUGUUACAUGGAGGGGGGGAUACAAGGGAUUAAACCAGGCAUUGAAGCUUUCAAUAUGGUGUUACUGGCAUACGCACGGUCAGGAUUGCGCGAUGCGCCACAACAAGCUCUCAGAGUCCUGCAAAAGUUGCAUGAUUGGUACACUACAGGGGCUACUGAUAUUGCACCCAAUAAGAAAUCUUAUGCCGCCGUUCUGAGGGCAUUUGCCAACACGGGAAAGCCCGAUGCUCCCGAACGAGUCAUGACUUUACUGGAGCACAUGGAGAGAUUGGCAGAAGAAGAAGGCUACACGUCUGUGCGACCAGACUUUAUGUGCCAUGGGGCUUACUUUUCUGCUCUCCAUGAUGCUAUGGAAAGGGAUCAUAUCACUGGAGAAGAAGCUGCCACCAUUGGGGAGACGUACUUGUUCAAACUCAUGGCCAGUCCCCAUGAAGAUAUUCAACCUGACACUUGGUGCUUCAACCUGGUGUUGGGCAGUUGGAGCAAAUCGUACACAAAAGAUAUGGUUGAACGAGCGGAUGCCAUCAUGGAGAUAUUUGAAGCGUACCAUGAACAAUCGGGACAAUCUGAAAAGACACGACCUAGCACGCUCUCCUAUAACUUUUUGUUAUCGACUUAUAGUCGAUCAAAGCUGAAAGACAAAGGUGCAAGGAGCCUUGCGGUUCUGCGUCGCAUGCAAGAGCUUGCCAGAAGUGGCGAAAACCCUGGGGCAAAACCGGAUGCUGUCACCUUCAAUACAGUCAUGACUGCUUUUGGAAAGAGCCGACAACCCAAUGCACCAUACUAUGUCGAGGACCUGCUACGUGAAAUGCACGAAGAGUACGUGAAAACAAGGGACCCCAGAAUAAGACCCACUUCCCGAACAUACAACAAUUGUGUAAAUGCAUGGGCACAAAGCACUCUUCCAGGAAGCGCAGCCCGUAUUAUGGAGUGGAUUGUUCACAUGCAAUCGAACGCAGAACGGGAAGGAAGACGAUAUCUGGGCCCGAACAAAUGGACGUUCAAUGCUUUUUUACAAUCAUUGUCCAAAAGUGGAGAGCCUACAAUUGGCGAAGAUGCUGAGGAAGUAUUGAAUCAAAUGAUGGAAUACUAUCGGAAAGGAUGGACUGAACUCAAGCCUGAUGUUCUGACCUUCACCACCGCCAUUCAUUGCAUUGCAGUCAGCGGAAAGCCCGAUGCUUUGGAGCGUUCGUUGGCCAUUGUGAGGCGAAUGGAGGACUUCCAUGAACAGGGCUUUGGCGAUGUUCGCCCGAACUGCUACACUUAUAACUGUGUCAUCAAUGCUGCUGCAAAGUCUCGUCGCCCCGGGAAAGCCCAAAUUGCCCUACAACUCUUGCGAAGGAUGCAAGAGGUAGCAUUGCGACCACCCACAGUUACAUACAACAAUGUUUUGAAUGCGUGCGCUUUUGCACAUCACCGCGACGACGUUCCAGACGACAUACUCGACAUAGCAAAAGAGGUGUUUGAAGAGGCAAAGGUUACAUGUGAACCCAAUUAUAUUACUUACGGUGCUUAUGUCAGAGUCAUAAGCAAGUUUGUAAGGGACGGCACAAAAAAGAAAGACCUUGCAUGUGAUGUUUACCGCCAAUGCUGUGAAGCAGGCCAGUUGACGAACCAUGUUAUGAAACAACUCAGAUACGCCCUGACAGCGCGACAAUACGCCGAAUUGCUCGAAGACGCGGUUGCCGACGAGAAAACAGGUCAAUUUCACGAGCGCUACACGGAAAAUGCAAGGCGUACGAAACUGUCUUUUCAACAAACUUCCCACGGGCAUGGCAGACGUUGA
This is a messenger RNA of Seminavis robusta, 2424 nucleotides long. The record is from the annotation of a GenBank genome assembly. Lineage: Eukaryota; Bacillariophyta; Bacillariophyceae; Naviculales; Naviculaceae.